This is a messenger RNA of Rhincodon typus (whale shark), 6967 nucleotides long. It is a transcript of the gene adgrl3.1, whose product is annotated as adhesion G protein-coupled receptor L3.1. NCBI's taxonomy places the organism in Eukaryota, Metazoa, Chordata, Chondrichthyes, Orectolobiformes, Rhincodontidae. Gene Ontology annotation, cellular component: axon; membrane; cell-cell junction. Bases 1032 to 5537 code for a protein of 1501 amino acids. The transcript has 25 exons. Gene Ontology annotation, molecular function: carbohydrate binding; G protein-coupled receptor activity. Gene Ontology annotation, biological process: brain development; cell surface receptor signaling pathway; adenylate cyclase-activating G protein-coupled receptor signaling pathway. The record is from RefSeq and is a predicted model, not a curated record.
UUUAUAAGGAAACAUUUUGCUUGUUCUUCGCGUGCUUGUGUAUAUAUAUAUAUAUAUUCUAUAUCUAUGGGAGUUUGGAUCGGGGGAGAGGGGUGAAAACGAGAUAAAGCAUUGGUUAAGAAAAAAAACGAUAACAGAGAGACGAAGGGAAAAAAAAAGAACUGGUAGAGCUUUGUGUAACAAGGACGUUCUCCCUCAUCUGUGUGUAGCAGCAUAGAGAGGGGUCUAUAGAAUUGUGUUGAGGCUUGCUGAGUUUCUGAGACAAGAAGAUAAAUAAGGGUGGGCAAUAAAAAAGGAGAAAUAAUUGGGUACAAAAGAAGAAGAAGCUAAAGAAAAGACUCUGGGCUGCGGCACAGGGUUAACUAAAUGAAGAGAGUCAGUGGGAAAAGAAAGUGAGAGACAGACUGCUGGCGGCGGCUGCAAAGUCUUUUCUAUCCGCCUAACCUUUCGAAGGGAAAGUGCCUGGGAGUGAGAGGCUGAACUAGGCGGAGCUGCCAGCCGAAGAAUGGAGUGAGAGGGAUGAGGACACGAAGAUGCUGGAGUAAAGCAGCGAGACGCCCAGAGGCUCCAUCCAUCCCCAAUGGCAGCUCCUAAGGACAUCAUGCUGCACCUUCCACCACUGAAGGAGACUUACUGCAGACAAUAAGCCACCGCCUUUCCACAACUUGGACAAUUCUUCCAAGGCGAGAAGGAAAAACCGAGAGAGACAGAGAGAGACGGGAAAUGAAGGCGAGCUGUUCUUUCGGGUUGAUUUGAGGCUGCCCCCGUUCCUCGGUGACUGCAUGAAUGGGGUCUGGUUUUAGCCUGCGUUUUCUCUGCUUUUGAACCAAGGCAGCUUAUCCAGCGGGGCUCGCUUCCUACAAGGAGAACUCAACCUAGUUGUGUGGUAUUCUGCAUUGAUUCCAAGAUCAAUUUUGUUUCAGUUGCUGAGGAAUUCAUUUGAGGACUUGGGUGCUGAUCAAUCUGCUUCAUCACUAAUUUCAAUCAAUUUAGAUUGAGCCAGUUGAUGCAAAGCCCAAGACACUGAAGGAAUGUCCAGUGGGAGCAGUUCUUGUGCCUCACCUGAAAACACUUGCUACACUUUUACUACUGGACUUUGUACAAUGACCAUGUGGACCCAGUGGUUCCUGACUAUACUCAUUGGUACAGCCACUGUAACUGCCUUUAGCCGAGCUCCAGUUCCAAUGGCAGUGAUCAGGAGGGAACUGUCCUGUGAAAGUUAUCCAAUUGAACUCCGUUGUCCUGGAACUGAUGUCAUUAUGAUUGAAAGUGCCAAUUAUGGAAGGACUGAUGACAGAAUCUGUGAUGCUGACCAAGCCCAGAUGGAGAAUAUUCGGUGCUUCCUACCAGAUGCCUAUAAAAUAAUGUCACAAAGAUGUAAUAAUCGUACUCAAUGCUCAGUUGUAGCUGGACCCGAUGUGUUUCCAGACCCUUGCCCAGGAACAUACAAGUAUCUUGAAGUUCAGUAUGAAUGUGUUCCAUACAAAGUGGAACAGAAAGUUUUCUUAUGCCCUGGAACACUUAAAGCAGUUUAUCAAAUGGACCACUUGUUUGAGUCUGAUCACCAGUCGGGUGCCUGGUGCAAAGACCCACUUCAAGCUUCUGACAAGGUCUAUUAUAUGCCUUGGACCCCGUACAGAACAGAUACGUUAACUGAAUACUCUUCAAUGGGAGAUUUUAUUGCUGGUCGACCGACCAUCACCUACAAACUUCCUCAUAGAGUGGAUGGAACCGGGUUCGUAGUGUAUGAUGGAGCACUAUUCUUUAAUAAAGAGCGAACAAGAAACAUUGUGAAGUUUGAUCUCAGGACAAGGAUCAAGAGUGGUGAGGCCAUCAUAGCCAAUGCCAAUUACCAUGACACAUCGCCUUACCGAUGGGGAGGAAAGUCAGACAUUGAUCUUGCAGUGGAUGAAAAUGGCUUGUGGGUUAUUUACGCAACUGAACAGAACAAUGGCAAAAUAGUUGUUAGCCAAUUAAAUCCUUAUACAUUAAGGAUUGAGGGUACUUGGAAUACUGCUUAUGAUAAGAGGUCGGCUUCAAAUGCUUUCAUGAUUUGUGGCAUUCUAUACGUGGUGAAAUCAGUGUAUGAAGAUGAUGACAAUGAAGCCACUGGAAAUAAAAUCGACUACAUCUAUAACACUGAGCUGAGCAUGGAUGGAAAUGUUGAAGUAUUGUUUCCGAACUCCUACCAGUAUAUUGCAGCAGUGGAUUAUAACCCUCGUGACCAUAAACUGUAUGUGUGGAACAAUUACCAUGUUCUGAAGUAUUCACUGGAGUUUGGUCCACUCAACGAAAACGAAUCAACAUCUUCGUCAUUUGUCAUGGAAGUUACAAAAAGUCCCAGUGUUAAGGUGGCCACUACCAUAGCCACAACAAUAAUAGCUUCAGGAAAGAGUAUCAAGACCACAACAACCCCAGCAUUGGAGAAUCCUCCAUUAAUUCUUGGGACCACGACAAAGACACCAAUAGCAUCACACCUUCCUGCUGAGGGGGCUGAAUGUUGUGAAGCCACAGACAAACGUGAUAUAUCUUGGCCCAAAACUCAACCUGGCGAGAUGGCUAAAAGACCAUGUCCUCUGGGAACAAUAGGUAUAGCUACCUACACAUGCUUGUCACCUGAAGGACUCUGGGAUCCAUUAGGUCCAGAUCUAAGUAACUGCAGUUCUCCUUGGAUAAACUUGCUGUCGAAAAGAGUUCGAUCCGGGGAGGCUGCUGCCAAUAUUGCUCGAGAACUUGCAGAGCAGACAAAAAGUCUGAUUCAUGCUGGCGAUAUUUUAUUCUCUGUCAAGCUCAUGGAACAGUUAGUCGAUUUGCUCAACAUGCAACUUCGUAACCUAACUCCAGGUGGAAAAGACAGUGCAGCUCGGAGCCUGAACAAGCUUCAGAAAAGAGAGCGCUCUUGCAGGGCCUACAUUCAGGCCAUGGUGGAGACAGUUAACAAUCUCUUACAACCUCAAGCCUUGGAUGCUUGGAAGGACCUCAUGACAAGCGAUCAGCUGCGAGCAGCCACUAUGUUACUUGAUACAGUGGAGCAAGGCGCAUUUGUCCUUGCUGACAACCUGCUCAAGACAGACAGAGUCCGAGAAAACACUGAAAACAUACUGUUAGAGGUUGCCCGCUUGAGCACAGAUGGAACAUCAGAAGAUUUGCAAUUUCCGCAAAAUGGACUGAAUGGGAACUCCAUCCAACUUUCUGCAAGUACUCUGAAAAAGAAUGGUCGUAAUGGUGAGAUAAGAGUGGCUUUUGUCCUCUACAAUAAUUUGGGAAGCUAUCUUUCUACAGAGAAUGCCAGCUUCAAGCUAGGAAGUGAGGCGAUGUCAACGAAUCACACUGUUAUAGUCAACUCACAGGUCAUCUCUGCAGCAAUAAAUAAAGAAAGCAACCGAAUCUACUUGGCAGCCCCUGUCAUUUUUACCUUAAAACAUCUUGAUCUCCAAAACAAUUUUAACCCUAAUUGCUCAUUCUGGAGCUACUCAAAGCGCACAAUGACGGGAUAUUGGUCCACGCAGGGUUGCAGAAUGCUGGGCUCAAACAGGACACACACCACAUGUUCCUGUAAUCAUCUGACAAACUUUGCCGUCCUCAUGGCACACAAAGAUGUUAAGUUUAGUGACCCUGUCCACGAGCUGCUGCUGGAAGUUAUUACCUGGGUCGGAAUCCUGAUAUCACUUGUCUGUCUCCUGAUCUGCAUCUUCACCUUUUGUUUCUUUCAUGGACUUCAGAGUGAUCGAAACACUAUUCACAAAAACCUUUGCAUCAGCCUCUUUGUGGCCGAGUUGCUUUUCCUAAUUGGAAUCAAUCGUACAGAUCAACCGAUUGCUUGUGCGGUAUUUGCUGCUUUGCUUCACUUCUUUUUCCUGGCUGCAUUCACAUGGAUGUUCCUGGAGGGUGUUCAGCUCUACAUUAUGUUAGUGGAGGUCUUUGAAAGUGAGCACUCCCGCAAAAAAUACUUUUAUCUGGUUGGAUAUGGUGUACCUGCACUUAUUGUCGCUGUCUCAGCUGCUGUGGAUUACCGGAGUUAUGGGACAACAACAGCAUGUUGGUUGAGGCUCGACACCUACUUCAUUUGGAGCUUUAUAGGUCCUGCAACCUUGAUUAUUAUGUUAAAUGUGAUAUUUCUUGGGAUUGCUCUUUACAAGAUGUUCCAUCAUACAACUGUGUUGAAGCCAGAAUCUAGCUGUUUGGACAAUAUCAAAUCAUGGGUCAUAGGGGCCAUAGCUCUCCUUUGCCUCCUUGGACUAACUUGGGCUUUUGGACUUAUGUUCAUUAAUGAAAGCACAGUUAUCAUGGCAUACCUCUUCACCAUUUUCAACUCACUGCAGGGAAUGUUUAUAUUCAUUUUCCACUGUGUCCUCCAGAAGAAGGUGAGAAAAGAGUAUGGCAAAUGCUUUCGUGCCCACUGCUGCAGUAAAAGAAGCACAGAAAGCUCCCUUGGUUCAGCAAAGACAUCUGGUGCUCGAACUCCUGGACGUUAUUCUACAGGCUCUCAAAGCCGAAUUCGAAGAAUGUGGAAUGACACAGUUCGAAAACAGUCUGAAUCUUCCUUUAUCACAGGAGAUAUCAACAGCUCAGCAUCGCUGAACAGAGGGGCUAUGGCUAACCAUCUAAUAACCAAUGCUCUUCUUCGUCCUCAUGGCACUAACAAUCCUUAUAACACAUUGCUUGGGGAAUCAGCAAUCUGUAACAACCCCUCAGUCAGCAUGUACAACACACAAGAGCCCUACAGAGAGACAAAGGUGUUGCUGAACAAUGCGAGGGAUACAAGUGUCAUGGAUACUCUACCACUGAAUGGUAACCAUGGCAACAGCUACAGUAUUGCCAGUGGAGAAUACCUGAGUGAUUGUGUGCAAAUUAUUGACCGUGGGUACAACCACAAUGAAACAGCCUUAGAGAAAAAGAUCCUGAAAGAACUCACCUCCAACUACAUCCCUUCCUAUAUGAACAACCACGAGCGCUCCAACGAACAGAACAGGAACCUCAUGAACAAAUUAGUGAACAACAUUGGAAACAGCAGUGAAGACAAUGCAGUCGUUCUCGAUGAUGCCACUUCAUUUAACCACGAAGAAAGCCUAGGACUGGAACUCAUUAGAGAGGAAUCAGAUGCCCCUUUGUUGCCACAAAGGGCGCAUUCAGUAGAGAACCAUCAGGCCCACCAGUAUCCCAACCGAAGACGGAUCCCUCAAGAUCACAGUGAGAGCUUUUUUCCUUUGCUAACCAAUGAGCACACAGAAGAACUGCAGUCACCCAACAGGGAUUCUCUGUAUACCAGCAUGCCUGCUUUGGCAGGUGUGCCCGUGGCAGAUGGUAGUGCUGCUCAGACCCAAAGCGCUCCUCCAGCAACUAAAAGUAGUGACGGUGAUGAUGUGUAUUAUAAAAGUAUGCCGAAUCUGGGCUCCAGGAACCAUGAACAGCAACUUCAUACUUACUACCAGCUAGGACGUGGAAGCAGUGAUGGAUUUAUUGUUCCUCCCAACAAAGAAGGCUCCUCACCUGAAGCGAAUUCAAAAGGACCAUCACAUUUGGUCACUAGUCUAUAGGGGCAAAGACUAACCUGGAUGGCUUGUUCUGGUUGCCCAGAACCAAGUGAAACAAUGUGUGUAUGCUUGAAUCUAAAUGCUGUUGAUAAACUGCUGAACUACUUUGAAAAGUUUUAUAUUCAGACCCAACCUAGUGAGGCACUGCGUGGGAAGCAACUGAUAAGGAAAUAGUCUGUUUUAAGGCAAAAAAGAAUUACUGAACUGAUUGAGAGGGUUGGACGUGUACGUUGAAAUGACAUUCAGUUUUGCUUCCUUCAAUAAUGCUAAGUUUUUAGCCUUUUUUCUCUAGUGUCUAUUUUCUUGAGGACUUCUAACUAAGGCUUGGUGUAAGUCAGUGCCAGCUAUACUGGUGCAAGGGUAUGGAUUGCUUUCUUUUUUUUCCUUGUUUUUAUUACCACUGUAUAUCAGUCGUGACUUUCUCACACAACUUAGAUGCUGCAGUUUACCAAGCUGCAGAAUUCCUACAAUCAUAAAGGAAACCUCUCCAAUCUCCAAGAAAGGGAAUUAUUCAAAUUAUAUGCUAGAUACAUACUUUAUGUUUUGCUGUAAUAAUUCUGAUUAUAAAACUAAUGACAAGAGAAUUUUGAACUAUUUCUAUGUACAGACACUCAACAUUGCACAUAUAUUGUAGUAUGCUUUUUUCCUCCAAACUUAUGUCCCUGUUGAUGUAGUGAACAAGACAGUUUUUGUUGUGCUGGUCUUGCAAGUUUUGUCUUGCUAGUAGGAGCAGUGUUUUUUUUCCAUAAGUCUUUCUGUUGGGCUUUUCCCCCCAGACAGUUCCUGUGAAGAUCACAGUUUAUAAAGCUCAUUUUAUAGUGAGGUGAUCACAAAUACUACGAAAAAAAACGUUUUUUUAAAAAAACUGUUUUAGGUUUUUCUCACUGUGUACUUUGAAGUGAAGUCAUGUUUUUUGCCAGCAAAAAAAAAUUAAAAAUUAGGAUUUACAGCAGGUACUUUUUGUUUACAAUGCACUAUGUUAUUCAUAAAUGUGAUCAGCAAUGAAAGUCCACAAAGGGAGCUAGGUACUCUUCUAGUCACCAAGGAGUCUUGGUAGAAAAUAGUGGAACUCAUGCAUGUGGAAAAAUAAAAAGUAGAAACAUUUUUGUGUUAAAUCUAGUCAAAGCACUAGGCACUUGUACCGUGGUGGUAAAAAAUAUUGACUUAUUAAAAUGAAAGUUAUUUUGAAGUGAAAAAAGAUGAACUCAAUUUUUUUUCUUUCCUUCCCUCACAGGAAAUUUAUUUAUUUGAUAAUUAGUUGAUGUAGGCAUCCCUUUAGUAAUGAUCUUAGCAGCACAAUUUGUCUUUCCUUUUUUUUUAAUUUAUGAUCCAUUUUGUAUGGUUUCCAAGUUGAAUGACCUCAUUACUAAUAUUUGUUGUAAAAGUGAAUCUUGUUUGCCAACAAAUAAAUGACUGAUUACAGAUUUACAAAA